ACAGCAGUAUUUCCUCACUCCCAAUCAUCACUUCUGCACUUUCAAGUUUCGAAUCAUGGCAAUACUCAGCACCCGGCUUAGUCGCUACUUCUCCCUCUCCCGGCGCUCCCAAUCUUCCACCAUCCACCCCACCUCAGCGCCCAAGAUUUGCAAGUCGAAGAUCUCGAAACCUAUCAUUCCUGACGAGGAAGACACACACCCUCUCACCGCCUCGUCACACCAGUAUUCGCACUCCCACUCAUCGUCUAUUCACACCAUCUCUGACGCGGACCUACGAAACAUGGAAGACGAAAAGCUUUCUCGGCGCCUAAAGGACGAUAUCGACGACAUCCUCGCACAAUACCAGUACACACCCACAACCACCGCACACCCCACCGCAAACCCUUUCCGUGACACUGAAAUACGCAUCGAAGCAGCAAGUCCAGCUUCAACGUACUCUACUGCAUCUCCGAUCGUCUCGGCAAAACUUGAGCGCUUCCAAAACACGCCGCCUCCUGCGCCGAGCUGGGAGAAAGUGAGUUUUGGACGUCAGACUAGGUUGUUUGGACCUGAGGAGUUUACGGAUUUUGGCGUCGAAUGGAGGGGAAGGGUGGAUUUGGAAGCUCGGAGUCAUAAGAAUUGGCGGGGGGAGUUUGGGAAGAGGGGGUAUGCUGUUUUGUAGCGAGGGUGUGGGAGAUGGGUUUGAUAGAAGUAGUGCGAGUGUUGUGUUGGACUAAACAAGUGUUGAGAAGUCGUUGAAGUUCUUUCGCUGUUCGGGUGGGGGUUGAGGCUAUGUGAGCGGAGAGCUUGGGAGAUUGCGAGCAGGGAAUUUGGUGAGCGUAUGAGGUAUUAUGAGGGUUGAAACCAUAUGU
Messenger RNA from Macroventuria anomochaeta, 851 nucleotides. RefSeq lists its product as uncharacterized. NCBI's taxonomy places the organism in Eukaryota, Fungi, Ascomycota, Dothideomycetes, Pleosporales, Didymellaceae. The record is from RefSeq and is a predicted model, not a curated record. The transcript has a single exon. The coding region runs from base 56 to 661 and encodes 201 amino acids.